Sesamum indicum (sesame) is the source of this 1655-nucleotide messenger RNA. RefSeq lists its product as uncharacterized. NCBI's taxonomy places the organism in Eukaryota, Viridiplantae, Streptophyta, Magnoliopsida, Lamiales, Pedaliaceae. The record is from RefSeq and is a predicted model, not a curated record.
UUUUCACUUCAGUAGUCAUAGCUUCACUCUGAGUCCUUCAUUCCAUCUGCUUUUUCUCUCUCUCUAAAGCUCUCUACACAUUGGAAAGGAAAGCUACAAUCUAUACAUACAUAUACACACAAUUUCCGGCCAAGUCCAAGAUCAAGAACAAGAAUGGUCGACGUGGACCGGAGGAUGACCGGUCUGAACCCGGCCCAUGUCGCCGGCCUCCGCCGCCUUUCCGCGCGUGCCGCUGCAUCAGCCCCCUCGACGCCGCUUCCUCCGCGUAACAGCCUUUUUUCCUUCACUUCUCUCGCAGACAAAGUGAUUUCCCACUUAAAGAACUCGGGUAUCCCGGUGCAACCCGGGUUAUCCGAGUCUGAGUUCGCGUUAGCUGAGGCUGAGUUCGGAUUCGCCUUCCCGCCGGACCUGAAAGCGGUGCUCUCAGCCGGCUUGCCUCUUGGAGCAGGCUUUCCGGACUGGCGCUCGUCGGGCUCGGCUCGGCUACAGCUCCGCGCCUGCAUUGACCUCCCCAUUGCUUCCAUUUCUUUCCAUAUAGCUCGGAACGCUCUCUGGUCGAAAUCCUGGGGCCCGCGGCCUUCCGACCCGGAGAAGGCCCUGAAAAUAGCCCGGAACGCUCUUAAACGGGCCCCUCUGUUGAUACCCAUUUUUAACCAUUGUUAUAUUCCUUGCAACCCUUGUCUUGCGGGUAACCCUGUUUUCUACGUCGAUGAAAAUAAAAUCUUCUGUUGCGGCUUCGAUUUAUCGGAUUUUUUUGAUCGUGAGUCAUCCCUCUUCCAUCAAAGCUCCGAUCCAAGAAUUCUCUCCAAGCAACGGUCCACCAGUGAACAUUCUGCCGGGUCAUCGACCAACUUCUCGAGGAGGAGUCUAGAUAUGAUUUCCGGCGGACGAACGCCGCGAUGGGUGGAGUUCUGGAGCGACGCAGCCGUGCAGCGCCGCCGGAGGAACUCCAAUUCGUCCUCCUCCUCAUCGUCCUCACCGGAUAGGUACUUAGACAUGCGGAGAUCCGAAAUGCCCAAAUGGGUUGACGAUUACGUGAGCCAAAUAGGGUUCGUUCUUAGAGAAAGUGGGUGGGCGGAGUCCGAUGUAUCUGAGAUCGUAGACGUCUCAGCAUCUGGGUUCUUCGAAGGCGAGAUGGUGAUGUUAGACAACCAAUCAGUCCUCGACGCUUUGCUGUUAAAAGCGGAUCGGUUUUCAGAUACCCUCCGGAAAGCUGGUUGGAGCUCCGAGGAGGUAUCGGACGCGUUGGGGUUUGAUUUCCGACGGGAGAAGGAAAAGAAACCGGCGAAGAAGCUUACGCCGGAGCUGGUGGAGAGAAUUGGGAAACUAGCCGAGUCGGUGAACCGGUCGUCCUCGAAAAUGUGAACCGGCAACCGGGAAACGUCGAGAUUCUUUCCUACUUUUGUAUUUUCUGUUACUCGAAACCUCGUGUUUGCUUUUGGCCUCAUUUGGGCAGAAGUCGUGGUUUAGGAAAUGGGAAAAGUCGGAGGUUGUAGAAAAAGAAAACAGUAAAAGUAAUUUUUCUUUUUACAUUAGGGAACAGUAAAAGUAACAAUCUUUCUAGUGUACUAAUGUACUUUGAUUUUUAUUUUACGGUGGUAUACCUGUAAUGAAAUCAAGUAGAACUGCUAUACACUUACUAAUUUGUGGAGGAA